AUGCCGCAAACCAGUCCGUUCCGAACGAUCCGCUUUCCAUACCCUGAGCCUUUCGACGGCUGGGGCUUUUGGGGAAGGCAGACAUCGACACUCAACUGGUGCGAAGAGGUAAUCCUGCUGAAUCUCGGUGCUGACCCGAUGCAACUCUGGGAUGAGCUUUCCAUGAUUUAUACUACUUGCCUCAUGAUGUUCGCCAGCUUUUCCUACUCCCGCUCCAUGGCAUUCUCCUAUAUGCUUGGCCUUGGACUCCUUGGUCUUUCUGCAUUCAUCUCCGUGUAUUAUCACGUCACCAAGGACCCGGAAUUUCACCAGGCAGUAUACGGUAUACUCACCGCUAUCGUCGUAUUUCAUGGCAUGUGGGUGAUGGAACGUCGUUUGCGCCCAGCGCUCCGGGCCCGUCAUGGCGAUGAGGGAAGCAAACUCCUCGGGACCUUGUGGGCAAUGGUUACUACCGGCCUCUCCGUGUUUUUGAGCGGGUUCCUCGUCUGGAACUUGGACAACAUCUACUGUACCCAGAUUCGUGCAUUGCGCCGCGAGUUGGCCCGCGAGAUCGAGGCACAGGCUGCCUCUGCACAGCAACAGAUCGGCAUCGCACGCACCCAGAUAGCUGGCAAGCAGAGGGAGCAACGCCUGGUAAAGCUCACACUGAGUGAGCUUAGCAGCCUGCCUAAAGACACAGUCAUAUUUGAAGGUGUAGGCAAGAUGUUCGCCGCACUGCCCGUUACGGAAAUAACACAAAAGCUAGAAAACCAGACGAAAGACCUGGACAGCGAGGUGGAAAAACUCGGAAAAAGACUAGUUUACUUGGAGACGACACACAAGAAUAGCCGAGAGCAUAUCGAACAGAUGUUGCGAAAGACCUGA
Molecule: messenger RNA, 864 nt
Organism: Cordyceps fumosorosea ARSEF 2679
Lineage: Eukaryota; Fungi; Ascomycota; Sordariomycetes; Hypocreales; Cordycipitaceae
Product: alkaline phytoceramidase-like protein
Exons: 6
Coding region: 1-864 (287 amino acids)
Biological process (GO): ceramide biosynthetic process; protein folding; ceramide catabolic process
Cellular component (GO): prefoldin complex; endoplasmic reticulum membrane
Source: RefSeq, a predicted model, not a curated record